AUGACUACUGACAGCUUUCUAAUGGCGUUUAAGCGAUUCGUCGCUCGCCGCGGUACACCGGCUACAAUCGUGUCUGACAAUGCUAAACAGUUUAAAUUGGCAGACGUCACAAUGGAGCAAUUGUGGAAAUCCAUUAAUACCAAUGCGAAUGUAUUCUCGACACUUGCCACUAUGGGUAUUGAAUGGCGGUUCAUCGUUCAACUAUCUCCAUGGAUGGGAGGGGUGUAUGAACGCCUCGUCCAGUCCGUAAAACGAAUGCUCAGGAAAUCCCUCGGUAAACGAAUUCUAAAGGCUGAGGAACUUUGUACACUGCUGACAGAAGUAGAGGGAAUUCUGAACAGUAGGCCUCUCACGUAUGUGGGUGAAGAUUUCAAUGGGUUUAUCCUCACACCAGCGCACUUCUUGUGCCUCAACAACACUCUAACACUGCCGGGUGAGCAGUUAGAUACGAAUGAUCCAGAUUUCUGUGUCAAAACCUCGGGUGAUUUACUUCUCCAGAAGUUCAAUGUAUGUCAGCAGCAGCUGAAUCGCUUCUGGCAAUUAUGGCAAGACGAGUAUCUAGCAUCACUGAGAGAGCGUGGCGAUUACCAGCUACGACAAGGACGUAUUCGUGCCACUGACGAGCCAGCAGUUGACACAGUUGUCAUCAUCCGCGAGGAAACACUGCCCCGAGUUAGCUGGCCAAUCGGCCGCAUUGUGAAACUGCACGAAUCUUCAGAUGGUGAGACAAGAUCCGCCACCAUUCAGCUCCCCACUGGUAGGACAGUCAGACGGUCACUAUGUCAUCUUUACCCUCUGGAAUGUCCAUCAACACCAGCACAGGUGAGUAGUGAACCCGAACCAGUACCGGCAACUGAGAGCGCAUCCAGUAGUGACGCCACCGGCACGACUCGGCCCAAGCGGCACGCAGCAGCUCGGUUUCAAGAACAGCUAGGUGAGCUUAUCCGAGACGGAGCAGUUUAG
Messenger RNA from Sycon ciliatum, 963 nucleotides. RefSeq lists its product as uncharacterized. The transcript has a single exon. Bases 1 to 963 code for a protein of 320 amino acids. The record is from RefSeq and is a predicted model, not a curated record. Gene Ontology annotation, molecular function: nucleic acid binding. Gene Ontology annotation, biological process: DNA integration. NCBI's taxonomy places the organism in Eukaryota, Metazoa, Porifera, Calcarea, Leucosolenida, Sycettidae.